CCCGCCUCAUUCCGAUCCCUCCACUCAACCCCCUUCCGCCUCCUCGCGACCCCGCAGACCGGACCCCAGACGGUCUCGUCCGGCCCUAUAAAGACGCCCAACCCGUCCCAGACUGCUAACGCCACGGGCGCGUCGGCUGGUGCGCUGGGUACGACGGCGAAGGCCGAGUAUCCGGAUUACAGUAAGGGGGAGAGUGCGCUGGAUAAGGCUGCGCAGUUGUUCUUCUUUACUGAGAUCUUGAGGGGAAUGUGGAUUGUGCUGGAGCAAUUCUUCCGACCGCCUUAUACCAUCAUGUACCCGUUCGAAAAGGGACCGCUGUCCCCUCGAUUCCGUGGUGAACACGCACUGAGGAGGUAUCCUAAUGGCGAAGAGCGGUGCAUUGCUUGCAAGCUCUGCGAAGCUAUCUGCCCCGCACAGGCUAUCACGAUUGAGUCGGAGGCGAGGGAAGAUGGGUCCAGGCGGACGACGCGAUACGAUCUGGAUAUGACCAAGUGUAUCUACUGCGGCUUCUGCCAGGAGGCUUGCCCGGUUGACGCUAUCGUCGAGACCCAGAACGCAGAGUACUCGACCGAGACCCGCGAGGAAUUGCUGUACAACAAGGAGAGGCUGUUGAGCAAUGGAGAUCGGUCGGAGGCGGAGAUUGCUGCAAACUUGCAGGCUGACCAC
Dioszegia hungarica is the source of this 666-nucleotide messenger RNA. RefSeq lists its product as uncharacterized. Gene Ontology annotation, biological process: mitochondrial respiratory chain complex I assembly; mitochondrial electron transport, NADH to ubiquinone. Gene Ontology annotation, cellular component: membrane. The record is from RefSeq and is a predicted model, not a curated record. The annotation marks the transcript as partial. Gene Ontology annotation, molecular function: 4 iron, 4 sulfur cluster binding; NADH dehydrogenase activity. The transcript is spliced from 6 exons. Lineage: Eukaryota; Fungi; Basidiomycota; Tremellomycetes; Tremellales; Bulleribasidiaceae.